Molecule: messenger RNA, 2323 nt
Organism: Pelagomonas calceolata
Lineage: Eukaryota; Pelagophyceae; Pelagomonadales; Pelagomonadaceae
Source: the annotation of a GenBank genome assembly
GUGUUCCUAACUCCUCCCCAGCAAACCGUGACCGAUAUGGCAAACCGUGAUUUGUCAAAUGAAUUGAAUCGUACACACCGACGUGUUGGGGCUGUGAUUAAAAGAGUUGAAACAUUGGUGCAAGAAGUAGAAGAAUUACGACAAACCCAAGAGGCGCUCGUUGCGAGGGUUGGUGUCACAGCAACGACGGGCCGCGUCGACCCUGUUGCGGUCUCUGCGGUGGAAGGCAAGAUCGAGCGACUCAGAGGAGAAGUCUCCAGGUUGGAAAAUCGUGCCGAGACUGGCAUGGCGACUAUGCAAUCGGUGCUACGGGAUACAGUACCUGGAACAAAAUUGCUUGAACAAGAGCAGAAUGCCGUCAACCAAUCCGAAUUUUAUGUAGUUAAAGAGCGUCUGCGCAUGUGCGAGGAUCAGGUUGCGGUCUUAACCGCCGUAAAACAACAAACUCUUGACACAGGCAAGGUAGAGCGGCCAGACACCAAUGUACGUGAGAACGACUUAAUGCAGCUGGAGGCAGGACUGCAAACUAGACUCAUGAGCUUGAUUCAGAAAGUAUCAUCAGGCAUGGCAUGGACUAUGGAGCAACUAGCGGCAAAGCUGAACGAGCUUCAUCAAAAUAUUGAGUUAGAGGGGGUAGCGAGGUUAAAAGUUGAGGAAUCGAUGACGGGUGUCAUUGAAAAGGCUGUGUGUGGUGUCGCAAAAGCCACUAACCACGAGAUUUUGUGCUGUAUGAAUAAAAUAAGACAACUCGACGUAAAACUCAGCUCAUUUAAUACAUCCAUUCAUGGUAAGGUAGAAAAGAGAUGCUUGCGCCUCGAAGAAUUUCUGGCGAUUGUAAAUGCAGAAUGUAAGAAAAGCAUAGGAAUCCUCAGGGAUGAAACGACGCAGAUCACGCACUCAAUUCUUGAUGAGCUAGUACGUGGGAAAGAUGCACGUGUGCUUUCUACUGUAACUGACCUAAGUAAAUCAAAACAGCAGCUCAAUUCAAUCAAUGAAAUCCAGUGCACUGCGAGCAGAAUGGCGCACGAAGUUCAGCACAUUGCAAUCAUCAGGCUUUUGGCAAAGGAUCUCAAUGCACAGAAGCAGCAACAUGAAGAGUCUCUUUCCGAGACUAUCAAAUUCCUCGGUAACAAGAUUGAUAGGGAAUUGGCCAAAAUCAACUCAAAAUGCACCAAGUCCUUUGAGGAAGCUGAGAGGCGUGCAAGAUGCAUCUCGGACGAUCUUAGGAGCAAGCAGAAUACAAUUGAAGUAAAGUUGGUUCUUGCAGAAAUGGUUAUGCAUCUGGCUGAGACUGAGUCUAUGGAAAACCUAGAUACAUUUAUGGCGGGGUGCAUCGCCAAGGAUGCCGCCCACGUGCAAUCUGGAAAGCAGCAAUUUCAGAUUUUGGAGGCAGCCCUUGCUGCCAAAGCUGUAAAAAUGCGAGAUGCUGACAGGGCUGAGGCCCGUCUAUGGUACAAGCAACAGAAAAAUGCCAACAAGAUGAUCCUCGAUCGAGUCAAAGGCAACAGGCAUAACUUUCAGCAGGCUACAAUUGACUUAGAGGACAAAUAUACUACCAUAUACCAGGCGACUGUCGAACUAGCAGCUCGUAUUGAGUCUAAUAACGUUUCUCGAUGCCUGGUAGAGGCCAUAGUCGAGCGCGAGAGGCAAACACAAGCCAUAAAGAUGACUCAUGCAAUUAGUGCUUUCAGUUUGAAACUCAAGACCCUCGAGGAUAAUCUGGACAGCAAGUUUAUCAAUCGAAUUUCCAUGGUAGAAGAGGUUGUGGCUAAAGUGGCAUCGGAUUGGGAAACAGCCGUUCGAGCAGCAGUCACGGCCUUUCGACCGUCGGAACGUCACAGAACGCCUGGGUUUGUCCGUCGCGUGUUUCCCUAGUCACCAGGAGAUGUGGACGAGGCCAGAUUUGACGGUCCAUUGCGAGCUAGCCGCGUGUCUGUCAAACUCUCGUAGAACGGGGGUGUGACCCACGCGAGACCGGAGCGCACGGCGGGUUGAGCAGCGAACGACAUGUCUGGGGGGUGUGGCGUGGUGUGAUCUUAACUGAUCUGAUCUUACGUUGUCGCCCACUGGCACCAUAUGGCACCAUUCACCAGUCUGCCAGUGAACACUGCAAGGUAGGAAUUGUUUUCCUGGCUCUAGCUAGCAAGAGGCCGCUCCUCCUGUCAAGACGGGAAGAGCGGGUCAUUGACGGCAACAUAGGCCAAAAUCGCGGCCGGGGCCCCCGGGGUGGGGAUUCCGACGAGACGGGAAGACACUCAGCAGUAAGACAGGGAAACAGUAAGAGAUUUUUAGCUAAAAAUAGCCAAAAGGUUGCGCUGGGCGA